Messenger RNA from Ipomoea triloba (trilobed morning glory), 2780 nucleotides. RefSeq lists its product as uncharacterized. The record is from RefSeq and is a predicted model, not a curated record. Bases 158 to 1354 code for a protein of 398 amino acids. The transcript is spliced from 10 exons. Lineage: Eukaryota; Viridiplantae; Streptophyta; Magnoliopsida; Solanales; Convolvulaceae.
AAGAGAAGAAGCUAUAGAAAUCUUAGGCGCCACGGUGACGCCACGUAUUAACUUCCGGCGCCCCACAAAAUUUGUUUGCCUCCGGCCGUCCACUGCCGACGAGCCAACUGAAACUUCUUCGUUGUUUCUCACUUUCUGCAACUACACAGAGCCGAAAAUGGCAGCGUAUGUAGCGACCGCAAAUUCUUCUAUCAGUAUCUCAGGAAUCAAACCCAAACCCAAACCCAAACCCCUUGCCAAUCAUUCUACACAUUUCUUUCCCAAGACCCCGAGAAUAGUUCUCUCAAAUGGCUUCGCCGGAACGGGAAGGACCAAUUACAGUUCUCCCAGUUCUAUUCCUUCUUCUAAUGCUAGCACUAAACUAUACAGGCGCCUUGAUUCCUGCUUAGUAGUUCCUCCGCCACGAGGCCGGAAACCCAAAGCGAUCAUCAAAUUUCUCGGCGGAGCUUUCAUCGGAGCUGUCCCGGAAGUCACUUACAGUUAUUUGCUCGAGCUGCUGGCGAGCGAAGGGUAUUUGAUCAUUUGUGUGCCUUACAAUGUGACAUUCGACCACUCGCAAAUUUCCAGACGGGUUUUUGAGAGGUUCCAUUCUUGUUUCGCUUCAAUUUUGGAGUCUGGGUUGCCGGAUUCAGGACUUUCGGCUGCUGAGAUUGCAGAUUUGCCACUUUAUUCAGUAGGACACAGCAAUGGAGCUCUUCUUCAAGCCCUCAUAGGAAGUUAUUUCUCUGAGAAGAUACCGAAGGCUAAUGUAAUAAUAUCAUACAACAACAGGCCAGCAUCAGAGGCAGUACCAUAUUUUGAGCUGUUGGGCCCUGUAGUUGGUCAGUUACUGCCGGUUGUUGAAACAUCUCCGAUGUAUUCAGCUGUUCAGACUGCUUCAGGAAAUGCAUGGAAGAUGCUGCUUGAUGCAGCCGAAACAGUGGUACCGAACUAUGAUCCAGAAGCAGUUGUUUCAUUGACUAAAUUUGCCGAUCAAUUGCCUUCUGUAUUUAAUGAGCUUGCUCAAGGGAUAGCGGAGUUCAAGCCUACACCAUCUGAAAAUCUCGAGUGUUUCAAAGAAUCGUAUAGUGUUCCGUGCACUCUACUGGUGAAGUUUGAUUUUGAUGCAAUAGAUGAGACUGAUCGCCUUGAAGAGAUACUGAAGCCUCGAGUCGAAUCUUAUGGUGGAAAACUAGAGAAAGUUGUCUUAAGUGGUAACCACAUUACACCGUGCAUUCAGGAUCCGAGGUGGCAAGUAGGGAAUGUGUACACUCCAGCAGAUGCCAUAGCACAAGGAAUAAAGAGUGUCUCGCUUAAUGACACUAGAAGACUUGGAAGAAUCAUUGCCAACUGGUUUGAUCGUCUUGCUCAGUAAUUUUAGCGUCGAGGUUUGAUGAAUACUCAUGCAUCUUAAUUAAUGUUCGGUGAUCCAUUUGCUCAAUGCACAAAAUCUUGUAUAUAGUAUAUACUGUCAAAAUUCUAUGUUAAUUGGGAGACAGGUAGAUCAUUUGAUCAAUAUAAAUAGUUUGCCAGAAGACGAACUUUUAAGCAUUCAUCAAAACCAAUUAAAUACACAGCCUUUAUAAGCUUCAUUCUGCCCUGCCAACAAUACAACCUGCCAUUUCGGAUUAUGACAUUUUGUUCGAAGCAAUUGUUGAUAAAAGGUCAGCCUAUGCCUAGUAUUGUUGUAUGGAAUGGUGAUGCUAUUAUCUACAUUAUAACUAUCGGACCGCACUAUGGUGAAUUUUCAGGCGACUUACUUCUGCAGACUUCUCUGCUGAGACACCACCCGCGCCUUCUACUUGGCGUUGCAGUGAUCAAACCUCUCAUUGAACUCACUGAAUCGAGAUCCAAAUCAGAAGCGUUGGUGCGACAAGAGAAAGAAGCACGCCCAUCGACUUUGUUCAUCUGAUCAAUGAGCGAGUGCCUGACACGGUGACUACCAGGUGCAGGACUCCCCGGGAUUCUUAACCCGGGAAGAUGGCAUGCUGCUGCUGGGGAAUUUGGAUUGCUCAAAAUGUCCUCUUGCAAAAUUUCUCCGAUUCGGGUAAGUAUGGUAAAUGCCAGGUUCCCAAGAACCCGAGAGUAUGCUUCUAGUACUGCAUGCCCGAUAUCCUGAGGAAAUAAGUGAAGAGUCAGCAACGGUCCAGAUCUCUUUGAGGAUCUUUCGUGUAUUAUAAACUUGAUAGUUGAUACUCACCUUGCCAUAUUGGAUCUUCAUCAUGUCAAGGAAUGUGUGUGGGAGGUUUGGGUAUCGGGUUUUAAUCUUCUGCAGAAGAGCUUCAGCAUGAUUCAACGAAAGAUCAAUCCUAUCGAGCUCAAAUGUUGGAUCUUUAAUGAAAGACCAAGACGUUCGAAUAGGAGACUUGUUGUCUUCUGCUUGUUCAGCUAAUUUUUCUUUCCACACGAGAACCGCUGCUUCCAAUCUGUUUAUGGUCUCCAGGGCGCUGUGCUCGGAUCUCAGGUUCAGAGCAUCAAUCAUGUCAUCAAACGAAGCCGAUUCCACACUCAAAACCUUGUACAGAUCCUCCCCGAGGUUCACCUUAGCAGACUGUAGUAACGAAAGCAACAAGUUAAGCCAAGAAGCUACGCUAAAUGCCAGCAUCACACAGCCCGGUCAUUGGCACCUGAGGCGAAGGCAGCCACCAUCUUUUGCUCUGUCCCGCACUCCUACUUCUCCCUUCGGCUCGGCUUCCAACUUCAGAGUACCAAAACUCGGUCUCAACCAUUGAAUCGAGGGUUUCCUAUCAGUCGAGGAUACGAGGUAAAACUGUUGUCAAUUUGGCCAGCACAAGGUAAAA